Messenger RNA from Lindgomyces ingoldianus, 456 nucleotides. Its product is annotated as ankyrin repeat protein. The record is from RefSeq and is a predicted model, not a curated record. NCBI's taxonomy places the organism in Eukaryota, Fungi, Ascomycota, Dothideomycetes, Pleosporales, Lindgomycetaceae. The annotation marks the transcript as partial. The transcript has a single exon.
AAGAGAACCCCAAAAGAUGUUAAAUCAACACUAUCCAAACUUCCUAGAGGCUCUACUGCGCUUGAUGAUGCAUACAAGAAAGCUAUGCAAAGAAUAAAAGGCCAGCUAAACGGAGACUACCAGCAAGCCAAAAAGGUCCUAUCAUGGAUUAUAUACGCUCAGAGACCGCUCAGCACAGAUGAGAUAUGCUGUGCUUUAGCAGUAGAGCAAGAGAAAGAGGAUCUUGACCCAGAGAAUGUACCUGAUGUCGAAGACUUGGUGUCAGUUUGCGCUGGCCUUGUCGUUGUUGAUAAAGAGAGCGCUAUAAUCCGUCUUGUGCAUUAUACAACACAAGAAUACUUUGAGCGCAUUCGGGAAGAAUGGAACCCUAAUUUUCAGCUACAUAUUGCUUCAACAUGCCUUACAUACCUCUCGUUUCGCAUGUUUAGAAGCGGUAGCUGUUCAACUAGCAACGAG